This is a messenger RNA of Amoebophrya sp. A25, 201 nucleotides long. Lineage: Eukaryota; Dinophyceae; Syndiniales; Amoebophryaceae. The record is from the annotation of a GenBank genome assembly.
GUCGGGAAAACCUCGAAAGUAGUCGUCAAUGACUGUUUGUCCUCAAUAAAAUAUAUAAUUGUAAUCAUUAUCAUUUUAUGUCCAGUCGGGGCAAUAGCGAGCAGUUGCAGAACGUUACCUAACCUAACCACGCUUGAGAUAUCGACGAGAGACUUGCUAUUAGAUAAAAGUUGUGUUACGAAGAAUAUCAAUAUAAAAUAA